Molecule: messenger RNA, 3253 nt
Organism: Sorghum bicolor (sorghum)
Lineage: Eukaryota; Viridiplantae; Streptophyta; Magnoliopsida; Poales; Poaceae
Product: WD repeat-containing protein 44
Exons: 7
Coding region: 332-2728 (798 amino acids)
Molecular function (GO): protein binding
Source: RefSeq, a predicted model, not a curated record
GCGGGGGGGGGUGGGGGGGGCGGCGCUGCGCUGGGCGGUGAGAUCAGAGGAAGAAGCAACGGGGUCGCUCGCGGUUAGGCUGUCGUCGCGCGCGGGCGCUGGGGCGUGGGUGGCUGCGCGUGGCGGAUCUCAUCUCAUCUAACGCCGCCACUUGCUGCUACGACUUCCCCCACCCCUCCCUCCGCCUUCCCCUCACACCUCUGACCUCCCUCCCUCUUCCGUCUCAUCAUCAUCUUUGUCCCUCUCGCGCAAUUCGCCGAACACGCCGCGCGCGCGCGCCUCGCCUCGCCUCCCCGCGACGGCCGCCUCCACGGCCAAUGCUGGUGGCGCGAUGAGCGUGGAGGAGGAGGUGGAGCGCGGGGAGGAAGAGGAAGAGGAGGAGGACCUGUUCUACGAGUCGCUCGACCGCAUCCUCUCCUCCUCGGGCUCCUCCACCUCCGCCUCGGACGACGACGACGGCGCCGACCGCCCGCGCCGCAGCCGCGGCUGCGAUGCGCCGGCCGCGGCAGCGGCGCUCGACCUGUGGACCUCCCAGCCAGCGUCCGUCCAGGAGCGGCGCCGCCGGCUGCUCCAGCUCAUGGGGCUCGCCGGGGAUCCUUCCCUCGCCGGAUUUGAGACGGGCCGGUCCGCCUCCGAAGACGCCGCGGGCCCGCCCCCGGCCUCUCCCGUCUCGCGGUCCAGAUCAGGCGGGGCCUCCCUGGGCUCCGCCGGGAAGCCGCCACUCGGGGGCGGCCGUCUGCGGUCCUCCUUGUCCGACGGCUCCGAUGCUGCCGACGAGGACCCCAGGUGCUUGAUCAGGAACCUUGACGACGGCAGAGAGUACGUGGUGAGGGAAGAAUUCGGUCUCCGCGAGGUCGGCACGGGGCGCCACCUUACCGUUGAGGAGUUGGCCCGCUCACCUAUUGUUCAGGAGCUUAUGCGCCGCCAGGCUUUCAGUACUCCCAACUCCAACUGCACCUCAAAUUCCCAAAGUGGCGCCUCCACGCCGAUCGAGAGGUCGAGCUCAGGUUCCAGCAACGGUGGGGCGCGCUACAAGCGCCGUAGCGCCUGGCUCCGCAGCAUCCGCUGCGUAGCUGGCUCCUUGGUCACCCACUCCCGUGACCGCCGCAGCAGCGACGAGAAGGACACGUCUUCAGAGAAAGGCGGCCACCACUCCAGCUCCGCCACGGAUGACAGCCAGGACAGUAUUCCACGCCAUGGCCCCGCCCGUGUCAAGGUGCGGCAGUACGGGAAGUCAUAUAAGGAGCUCAGUGGCCUGUUUAUGACACAGCAGAUACAGGCACACAAUGGUUCCAUCUGGACCAUCAAAUUUAGUCCCGAUGGCCGCUACCUUGCGAGUGCCGGGGAGGAUUGCAUAAUCCAUGUUUGGGAGGUAUUGGAGUUCGAGAGGGCAGGGAAGGAGAGGGAGGUGAAGGAGAAUGGGGUGUGCAAUCCACUUGUUGCUAUGGUCUGCAAUGAGUCAUCAGAGACGAUGGCGUCAUCAGCUGCUCCAACUGGGAGCCAUUGGGAGAAGAAGAUGCGAGCAAAGGUACUGCACAGCGGGGGAUCGGUGAGCUCAGACAGGUUGAUGGUGCCCGAGUAUGUGUUUGCACUGUCCGAGAAGCCUGUGAUAACCUUUGCAGGCCAUUCAGAGGAUGUGCUUGAUCUCAGCUGGUCCAAAUCUCAGUUCCUGCAGUAUUUGCUUUCAUCAUCAAUGGAUAAAACAGUACGGUUGUGGCACAUGUCAAGCACUUAUUGUUUGAAAACCUUCUCACAUACUGACUAUGUGACUUGCGUCCAGUUCAAUCCUGUUGAUGAUAGAUACUUCAUUAGUGGUUCCCUGGAUGAAAAGGUUCGUAUCUGGAGUAUUCCAAACCGUGAAAUUGUUGAUUGGGUUGAUCUUCAUGAAAUGGUUACUGCUGCCUGCUAUACUCCAGACGGAAAGGGCGCGCUGGUUGGGUCCCACAAAGGCAGUUGCCAUCUGUAUGAUACAUCUGAUGAUAUGCUUUGCUACAAAACACAGAUCGACCUGCAAAACAAGAGAAGAAAAUCUAGCCAGAAGAAAAUAACAGGAUUUCAGUUUGUCCCAGGGGAUUCUUCAGUGGUCAUAAUCACAUCUGCAGAUUCACGAAUCAGAGUUCUUGAUGGUUUUGAGCUAGUUCAUAGGUUUAAAGGAUUCCGAAACACCAGCAGCCAAAUCUCAGCUUGUUUAACAGGAAAUGGGCGGUAUAUUAUCUCGGCAAGUGAGGAUUCCCAUGUAUAUGUCUGGAGGAACAAUGAUGGUUUGAAACCAAGUAGAAAGAAGGGCAUUGUUUCUGUUACAAAUACCCAUGAACACUUCCACUGCGAGAGUGUGACAGUUGCUGUUACCUGGCCUUUUACCAGCACCACGAUGAAUUCUUUAAUGAACCCCAGGAAACAAGAAGAGCUUGAUCGUGGGUCUGAGAAUGACUAUUCACUGCAAGGUCUGCAAACCAAACUUACUAAGGAACAGGAGAUGCCGGAUGUUGAGUACCGGAGCAUAAAUAUCACAAGUAACAACUCGGAUCAUAAUGGUGACCGGACAUAUCCGACUUGGCCUGAAGAACUUAUCACACCAUCAAAUCAGAGUCUCAGGGCUACUACCUGCCAUGCCAACGGUGGAGAUCAAGCUCUGAAUCGGUCGGCCUGGGGCCUGGUAAUUGUCACAGCAGGCCGUGGAGGUCAAAUCAGAACAUUUCAAAACUUUGGCUUUCCUGUAAGAGUAUAGCAUGAAUCUGAAUACGUAAGAUAGUCACUGUCAUUCAGGAGUGUAGUUUGUGUAUAGAUAGGAGAUGUUUCACAUUAUUCGGGGAUUGGGUUUGAUUGUUCCUUGGUGCACCUGCUCGAGAUCAGAAUCUUCAUCUAACACACACUAUCAGUACUGCGAAACUUGGUGUGCCAAAUUUAUUUACCCGAAAGGCCUAAAUUGUACAUGAAAGAGAGAGCCCUACAGGGCUAGAGGGCUACAAGAGAGCAACACUAUCAGCUGGCUGGGGAUAAUUCAUCUGUCAGCUUGAACCCCACCCUUCGCCUUUUUUAGCCUAAUUGUCAUUUUGGCUUUGUGGGUGUCAUGGUAUUGGUGCCGUGAAUAUUUUCUUUUUACCUGUUCAGACAAUGCUCGCCCACUCUUUUUUUUUGUUCGAAUGAGCCUUUGGCUUACUGCGCGCCAGAUAAGUCAAUAACGAACCUUUGGCUUACUCUUUUUUUUUCAUGAGCCUUUGGCUUACUGCGCGCCAGAUAAGUCAAUAACGAA